GGAAAUAAGAUAGUUGUUGCUAGCAGGAGGAAUGGAUGCGAGUUUGUGUCACUUGUUUAUCUGCACUCCGGACAAGAGUAGACGUGAGGGAAAAGAUCCCUUCCUCUGUCACUGUGACAGAAGACAUAAAAAAAAGUUUGUGACCUAGCAACAUUGAGGUAUGUUUUAUUUGUAAAUCACCAUGACACUCGUUGUUUUAAACGACCUACCAAUUUGUGUGCAGUACACCGUGCAUAAUUUUUUAUAGAAUACGUCAAACAAGUAGCUGUAUCGCUGGAUAAUUUUGUGCAUUGUAGUAUUAACAUAAUCAUAAUAAGGCGUUACAACAUUUACCUGAACCACGGAUGCGGUUAUGUUCAUUGAGUACUGAAAAGGCUUCAUUUUACUAUCUCACUAAAGUGCAAAGUUUGCAGUCUCGAGUUUAGCGUGUCAUUGCAUUUUCCAGGCUGUGUCAUGUGAACAAAUUCCUUCCUCAUUGCUCCCAUAUAUAUACUGCAUGUGAUUUCAUUUGUGCUGACUUGCCACUAUAAAUUCUGUAGAAUCUACAGCAACUUUGCAUUUGCCAGAACACUGAAGAUGGGUUUGCAAUGUUGCUUCUUAGCUUGAGAGUGAUUCAGAACUUAAGACCAAAGCAAGAAGGAGUGGAUCAAGAAAAAUUACAAUCUGUCGGCGGACGUGAUCAUCGACAUAAAUGAUUUGGAAUGGAUCUGGAAAAAGAAUGACCCAACAUCCUCCUGUGCAAGUGGUACACAGAGAAAUCUGUCCAAGAUAAUGCUCCCACAACUUAUAUUUAGUUGGCUGGACAAGCACGGCACAAUUCCUAUGUAACGCUGUGCACUGCAACUUACAAAUGGACGGAAGAGCCCCUGCGCACCCCAACCUCAAUUCCACUUAUAUACCUGCUGUCCUUGACAACUCCAUUUCAUCAGAGGAUGAGGAAUGCGAGGAUCAGACUCCAACAGUCCCCCUGGCCGUACGCUACGCGCCCGAUGAUCGCUACUAUUUGGUCUACAUCAUCUUCUUCCUCAUGGGCAUCGGCGCUCUCCUACCUUGGAACUUUUUCGUCACCGCCAAGAGCUACUGGAUUUAUAAAUUGAGCAACACCACAGAGGAGCAGCGGUCUGACCUAAGUGACUACUUUGAAAGUUACCUGACAUUUGCUUCUACGGUGCCUUCAGUGCUGUGUUUGAUUCUCAACUACGUUCUCGUGAACAGGGUGUCUGCAAAUGUGCGCAUCCUGUCAUCCCUCUUGGUCAUCCUGCUGGUGUUUUUGGCGACCACUGUACUGGUCAAGGUGGAUGUGUCCCACUGCAGGCUGGAAUUCUUUGUGGGCACACUGGCCAGCGUGGCUGUCAUCAGUGGAGCUUCUAACAUCUUCUGUGCCAGCAUGUUUGGCAUCAGUGGACACUUCCCCAUGAAGAUCUCUCAAGCGCUCAUAUCUGGCCAGGCUAUGGGAGGCACGCUAAGCGCUGUUGCAUCCCUAGCAGACCUUGCACUGGCAGAGGACGUGACAGAGAGCGCCCUGGCGUACUUCCUGACUGCCGACGUCUUCAUCCUGCUCUGCAUCUUUGCAUACCUGUUGCUCCCUAAGCUGGCCUUCUCAAGAUACUACUUGAUGGCUGCCACAAUCGGCAUUCCAGGAGGAGGAGCAGCACCCACCCAAACACCUCCAUUAAGACACAUUCUCAGGAAGACGUGGGUUCUGGGCUUGAGUGUUUUUGGCGUAUUCUGCGUGACCAUUGUGGUGUUCCCUGCGGUGUUGUCUGGCAUCCAAUCCGUCAACAAGGACAGCGGGAGCCCCUGGACCAACACCUACUUUGUUCCUCUAUCCGCCUUCCUCCUGUACAACGUUGCAGAUUUCUGCGGCAGGCAGUCCACCGUCUGGCUGCAGUUACCGGGCCCCACCAGCCGACUUCUUCCCACGCUGGUUGUGUGCCGCUCCGUCUUGGUACCUCUCAUCAUCUUCUGCAACUACCAGCCCAGGGACCAUCUCCAUAUUGUGCUCUUCACUCAUGAUGUGUAUCCUAUCAUUUUCAACUGCCUGUUAGGCUUCACUAACGGCUACCUGGGGACUCUACCAAUGAUCUACGGACCCAAGGUUGUGCCCCGGGAGCUUGCGGAGGCUACUGGAGUGGUCAUGACCUUCUUCCUCUCUCUGGGCCUCACUGUCGGAUCUGUUAUGUCCCUCGUUAUUGUGCAUGCUAUAUGAUUAUGUACUGUGAUUAUGAAUCACUGAAUCACAGCGAAAAAUGAAAAUGUGUGCGUAAUUGACGCCCACCCUAGCAAGGGUUCCAAUCGUCUAUAGAUGUAAUUUUGAUGCCUCGGCACUAUACUGUAGUGAAUUGAAGGGCCUCAAUUUACUACAGUAUAAUGCCGAGGCACCAAAAUGCCACAAGAUAGUGGCAACAACGCAUUACUUUUAAUGGAUUUGUCUGAACACAAAAGAAAAAAAAGGCAAAUAUUGUUGAUGAGAAAAUAUUAAAUUAAUAUUGAAUUAAAUCUGUGAACGCCGAUAAAUCACACUGUUAAUUCGGUGUGACGUAAGACAAAAGCUUUCGCAUCGAACCAGGGAGGAGAAAUGUCUCAAUGGGUCCAAUUUGCACAAUUUACUCAGGGGUGUGCUCCUUAUUGUGUAAAAAGCUGUUUGUUGAGUUCCUCUGAGAGGACAGUCAAUUUAUGCUGCAAAACAAGCGAUUCCCUGACGGCAUUGUAGCACUACAAGUAACUCUUCUUCAGUCUUGCUUAUGAAUAGAUAAUGAAUUUUUACAAAAAUCUGAGGGGAAUAGACUCACUUUAGAUACUGUAAACAACAUGAGAAGGUACCACAAGUUUGUGCAAUCCACUAUUACUAUAACUCUAUUUGUUAUACUAAUGUCAUCUUAUCCUCAUUGUUUUUAUAUUACAAUGUUAUAGUUCGAUCUUUUCUUUGUGUAAUUUGCCAACAUGUUAUUAAUGUUCUGUGUGGUUUACAAUUGAAAAGUGGGUUCUACUUAAAACGAUGGCCAAGAGAGGGCGCCAAAGGACAACAUUGGGAGUAGUACUGUCUUUACCGAAAUACUUAGAAUACACACAUACCUGACAAUAAUUUUGUAUUUUUAAUAAAUAUGAUGUAAAUAUGUAUAUAUGUUUAUCACUUUUUAAUAGCAGGAAAUAGACCCAAGUUACCGAAGACUACCUCAGUAACGGUCCAAUGUUAAUCAUUAAUCACAUGGUACAAUUGAGUCGCCUAAGUCAGUGUUUCGCAACCUUUUUUUAUUCACGGCACACCUUUUCAUUGGAAAAAAUCUCGAGGCACACCACCAGCAAAAAUCUGUUAAGUGUUACACCAGCUUCGAUAUUAAAAUCAGUUAUAUUACAACAAAAGACGUAAAGUUCUAUUCCUAUAUAUGUAUGGAGAGUCGAAUAAUUGAAUAAAAAUAAAUACUAAACAUUC
This is a messenger RNA of Syngnathus typhle (broad-nosed pipefish), 3433 nucleotides long. It is a transcript of the gene slc29a3, whose product is annotated as solute carrier family 29 member 3. Gene Ontology annotation, cellular component: Golgi apparatus; plasma membrane. The transcript is spliced from 7 exons. The record is from RefSeq and is a predicted model, not a curated record. Gene Ontology annotation, biological process: nucleoside transmembrane transport. Gene Ontology annotation, molecular function: nucleoside transmembrane transporter activity. Bases 851 to 2209 code for a protein of 452 amino acids. NCBI's taxonomy places the organism in Eukaryota, Metazoa, Chordata, Actinopteri, Syngnathiformes, Syngnathidae.